UCAACAGAGAGGGGCACACAGGCGACCACGCUCUCCUGCCAAACCUUAACUGUGUGUGUGUGUGUGUCUGCAUUUCUUUUCUCCCCUUAAAUGAAGAAGAAGGAAACUGAGUCACCAUGUGGCGCUGUUGGAUGCCCUUAAUCUUGGCUUGGUUGUCCAUGGCAACCCCGACACUCUGCCAAAGUGGGGAUGUUGACUGGGGUUCAGGCUUUGACGUUGAUCCUGCCAUAAUGUCCACCAACGACACGUCGCAGGCAGCCGGUGACGAGUCUGUGAGGAUGGAAAACAAUCAUGACUCUCACACAUUAGUAGCAUUUCCAUCAUCAUCUCCCACGCUGCACCACGAGCCCCAACCGGACAGGUGCUCCCUCUACUUCAGCACCAACGCUGCUUUGGCGCGACGGCCGAAGGCUCAGAGAGAGGAGCUGGCCUAUCUACAGGCCAUUCAGCACGGGAAUGAGGCGGUAAUGGAGAACUUGGCACAGUUCGUGGGGGCAGAGGUGGGAGAUCAGAGGUACGAGGACGUGAUCGAGGAGAACAUUGCCGGCACCCAGGAGGAACACAAGAGGUGUCACGAGGUGGUGGAGAAGGCUGAGGAAGAUCUGGAGAAGCAGCUGAUGGGAGACACGUUGGACGCCCUCACUGGGAUGCAGAAAAUCAGAGAAGAGACCUCAGCUUUCGAGGACAUGUUACGUGCUGCAGCAGACAUCGCCAACAGGCUGGAGAUCUCAUCGCAGGCCCUGCAAGCCUCAUUCACCCAGCAGUUAAAAGACAUCAUCAAAAUCCAUCGCUAAGGAAGUGUUGACACGGCUUUAAAACAUUUCGUCCUCUAACUUUCUGGAUGACAUUUGAUAUCCUGUGUGAGACUCAAUAAACUGAAAAUAAACCUUCCUUCAAUUUUAUAAGUUAUUUUGCAACACUGAGAUACAAUGAUUUGUCAAGGUUGGCCAUUUCAUCAAGUUUAAGAUUCUACAUUUUUUUUAUUUCACAGAAGCUUAUAACCCAUAAAAUCCACCCAAUUAUUUUCCAUCCAGGUUUAUUCCUGAGGUCAAACAUGGCAGCAGUAUGUGACUGCAGCUUUGAGCAAAGUUAAAUGUGUUUAUGGAUCAAACCAGAUUGGCCUUCAGAGAGCAAACAUAAUGACUGUUAGUCUUCUCCAGAGGAAGCUAUGGGUCGGCCAUCUGUUUCAAGGUUGAGGAUGGAGGUCGGGAUAUGCUUAAGAUGACGAGUGUGUUUCAAUGGGGGUUUUGUUUUUGCAACAACAAAACAAGAAAACCACAGGGUCAAGGAUAUCUGUGUUUGGAGGAAACUGUGCAAACUAUACCUGUGGUUGAUGGACACGAUUGUAUAAAUGAUGAGACGGCUCCUGUCCUCAGGAAGAAUUAAAUAUAAGACUAUAAGCAACUUUGAAUAUGCACAUUGUGUAUUUGUUGGAUUU
Messenger RNA from Paralichthys olivaceus (Japanese flounder), 1438 nucleotides. The record is from RefSeq and is a predicted model, not a curated record. NCBI's taxonomy places the organism in Eukaryota, Metazoa, Chordata, Actinopteri, Pleuronectiformes, Paralichthyidae.